UCCUAAGCAAAGAGCGAAGGAGGUGAACAAUGUCCCCUGAUGAAAUAACAUAUCUUUGUGUGUUGCUGUUGUCCAUUCCUGUGGGAUUUCUCUUUAAGAAUGCAAGUUCACAUGUGAAACAGUGGUGUGGAGCUGCAGUUGGGUUGUUUGUUGUUCUGAUGACUUGCCACAUCCAUACCCUUCAUUCUGUGGUCACCAUCCUUGGGACAUGGCUUAUUGUGAAAAUUUCACCCAGAUCCUGCCACUUCAAGACCCUUGGCUGGACUUUCACAUACCUUUUUUUUUUCCGCACAGUGACCUAUUAUAACCUUCCAGCCCCUACCUCAUUCACGAAUGCUGUGCAGUUGCUGUUAACAUUGAAGCUUGUGAGCUUGGCUAAUGAGGUACAAGAAUUCAGCCGAUCCAAGAAACAGGAAGUGGCCUCAUUUUCAAGUCGCUCAUCCAUUGGCAUAACUAAGAUUCCCAAUCUGACUGAGGUUUUCUUGUACAGUUUUUGCUACAUUGGACUAAUGACAGGACCCUUCUAUCGCUACAAAACUUACCAUGACUGGCUACAUCAAAUUAAUGCUCAAGAUAUCCCAAGCUGGAAGCCCAUGAUAGCGCGGCUUAGGCCUACACCAGUAUUUGGUGUUCUGUUUUUUAUAAUCUCCUAUUAUUUUCCCCUAAAUUAUGUUAAAAAGGAUGAGUUUUAUGAGCAGGCGUUUCUAUUUCGCCUUUUUUACAUGGUCCCAAUCUUCUUUGUUUUUCGAAUGCGUUUUUAUGUGGCCUGGAUAUUUGCAGAAUGUGGUUGCAUCGCUGCUGCCUUUGGUGCCUACCCUGUCACUGCAAAAUCACGUUCUGGAGGAGGGCCAACAAUAGAAAAUGUUCACCUAGAAAGAAGUUCAGAUGGAGCAAAAAUUGACAUUGAGUAUGACUACGAGACAAUAAAGAAUAUAGACUGCUAUGGAGCAGACUUCUGUGUGAAGGUGAAGGAUGGAAUGCGUUGCUGGAAUAUGAGUGUGCAAUGGUGGCUAGCACAGUACAUCUAGAAUUCACCCAUCAAAUCUUUUGUUUUUGGGAGUGCGUGGACUAUGCUGAUCAGUGCUUACUGGCAUGGAAUCCACCCUGGCUAUUACCUGAGCUUUUUGACUAUCCCCUUGUGCCUGGCAUCUGAGGGGAUGAUGGAUAUGGGAUUGAGAUGUCAUCUUUCUGAUUCUGGCAAGUUGGUAUUUGAUUGGGUGCACUGGUUCCUGAAGAUGAGAGCAUACGACUACAUGUGCAUGGGCUUCGUUCUCCUCACCUUCUCUGACACUUUGCGUUACUGGAAGUCUAUUUAUUUUUCUAUCCACGUGCUGGCCAUCUUCUUCAUCAUUGUAGGCCGAAUCAUGGCUCCAAGAUCACCUAAUGUAAUUGGAAACAACAAAAAAGAAGAAAAAAAACAAGACUAGUCCUAAAAGUUAAGCUGGUGUUGUAUCCAGUGUGACACUGGCCUGACUAUAUCAUCAGGCCACAGUAUUCUUGUUCUUGGAAAACUGGAUGGCAGAAAUUGGACAUGUCAUGUGCUACACUUGCUGUGGAAGACAUUAUUUUAUCUGUAUACCACAGAGAAGAUUUGCUUCCACAGUAUUAUUUGACCUUUAGUCUCUAAAUUUGUGCUUAUUGGAGGGAAACACAAUCUCUGGUCUUAUUGACCAUCUAUGUUAUUCUUUUCAGUUGAAUUUUGCCCAGAGGCAGGAGAUUUAUUUUUAUUUUUUGUCACAUUAGUUGUUUGCCAUGUAUGUACCUACAUUUGCCAUAUCUUUAUUAUGCUUUCUUUGGUUCACUUUUAGUGCACAUAAUUGUGAUUUUAAUUGUAAUCAAAAAGCAGCUCUAUCAUACAUUGAUCACAUUUUCUGUUGGUGACACAUUUGCCAGCCUCUAUUUUUCUCAGUUACAUUGUCUGGUGAUGCAGCUUCUUUGCCCCUCCCUAUAUAACUCUUUACAAAGCACCCAGAUGAGAAUGUUAGGGUGUUACUUGUGCACAAGCUCUGAGUCUGCUGUGGAUGUUCACAAAAGGGAAAUGUUACAGGUAAACAUGCAAUAAAUAUACACAAUCUUAUGUGGAAUUUUUUGUUAAAAUAAAUGGUUUGCCAUCAGGGUC
Molecule: messenger RNA, 2119 nt
Organism: Rana temporaria (common frog)
Lineage: Eukaryota; Metazoa; Chordata; Amphibia; Anura; Ranidae
Gene: MBOAT7
Product: membrane bound O-acyltransferase domain containing 7
Biological process (GO): phosphatidylinositol biosynthetic process; lipid modification
Cellular component (GO): mitochondria-associated endoplasmic reticulum membrane contact site; membrane
Molecular function (GO): lysophospholipid acyltransferase activity
Source: RefSeq, a predicted model, not a curated record